This is a messenger RNA of Megalobrama amblycephala (Wuchang bream), 1341 nucleotides long. It is a transcript of the gene rcl1, whose product is annotated as RNA terminal phosphate cyclase-like 1. The transcript has 9 exons. Gene Ontology annotation, biological process: ribosome biogenesis; endonucleolytic cleavage of tricistronic rRNA transcript (SSU-rRNA, 5.8S rRNA, LSU-rRNA). The coding region runs from base 63 to 1169 and encodes 368 amino acids. NCBI's taxonomy places the organism in Eukaryota, Metazoa, Chordata, Actinopteri, Cypriniformes, Xenocyprididae. The record is from RefSeq and is a predicted model, not a curated record. Gene Ontology annotation, cellular component: nucleolus. Gene Ontology annotation, molecular function: RNA endonuclease activity.
UGUCCCUCGCGGGCUGUCGUCCGUGUUGAGUCCAGGCUGUGCUGCAGAAACACGUGUGUAACAUGAUGGAGUUCGAGGGCUGCAGCUGCUUCAGACAGAGGCUCGUUUUAUCCACACUGAGCGGAAAACGAGUGAAGAUACGGAACAUCAGAUCCAAAGAUGACAAUCCCGGCCUGCGAGAAUUUGAAGCGAGCUUCAUCCGGCUCCUCGACAAGGUGACCAACGGCACGAGAAUCGAAAUCAACCAAACCGGAACGGUGUUGUUCUAUCAGCCGGGGCUGCUGUACGGCGGAUCCGUGGAGCACGAGUGUAACGUCCAGCGCUCUGUGGGGUAUUAUCUGGAGGCUCUGCUGAUGUUGGCCCCGUUCAUGAAGACCCCGCUGAAAGCCGUGCUGAAGGGCGUCACCAACGACCCCACGGACCCGUCGGUGGAUCUUCUGAAGAUCACUGCCAUUCCUCUGAUGAAGACGUUUGGGAUUGAUGGAGACAGUCUGGAAAUAAAGGUGGUGAAGCGCGGCAUGGCUCCUGGAGGAGGAGGUGAGGUGCACUUCACCUGUCCCGUCCGCCGCUCCAUGAAACCCGUGCUGCUCACAGAUCCGGGAAAAAUCAAGAGGAUCCGAGGAACAGCAUUCUCUGUGCGAGUGUCUCCUCAGAUGGCCAACAGAAUCGUGGACGCCGCCCGGAGCAUCCUAAACAAAUUCAUCCCAGAUAUUUACAUCUACACGGACCACAUGAAGGGACUGAACUCUGGGAAGUCUCCGGGGUUUGGCCUGACGCUGGUGGCCGAGACGGUGAACGGCACGUUUCUCGGAGCAGAGGUCAUGUCGCCGCCGCAGGGUCAGGGAGAUCCGGUGCUGCCGGAGGAUCUGGGCAGAAACUGUGCCAAACUACUGCUGGAGGAGAUCUAUAGAGGCGGCUGUGUGGAUUCAACCAAUCAGAGCUUGGCUCUCUUGUACAUGACGUUAGGCCAACAGGACGUCUCUAAAACUCUGUUAGGACCGCUCUCGCCCUACACGGUCGAGUUCCUGAGACACAUCCGAGACUUCUUUCAGAUCAUGUUCAGGAUCGAACCACAGAAGCCCGGAGAAGACGAAUGCAAAGGAGGAGAGAAGAUCCUGAUGACGUGCGUCGGAGCCGGUUACAGCAACAUCAGCAAAUCCAUCAAAUAAAGACUCAACGGGACUCAAUGUUUAUAGCAUUUUUAUAUUUUGCCAUGGAAUGAUGACAUUCCCAAGUUCUUUAAUGAAAAAAUGUCUUUCUUUUGUAUCACUCUGAGGCAUUUUUGUGCUUCACAAAGCAUUUUUUAAAAUUGAAGUUGGAGAAAUAAACCUGUGUGCUGUU